AUGAUUCCCACAAUUGACUUUUCGUGUGACUUGCUGACCCCUGACAGCAGCUGCUCUAACGUGACCCAGUCAGAAAACGAGCACACCGCGACACAAUUGAUACAAGCCUUCAACUCCGUCGGUUUCUGUUACCUGGUAAACCACGGCGUCCCCAGUGCAUUGGUAGAUGAUGUUUUCAAAACAUCUAGACAGUUCUUCGAUCUGCCAUCAGACGUGAAGCAGACGUACGCACGACCCACGAACAGCAACCACGGAUGGGCUGCUCUAGAGCGGGAAAAACUCAACCCAGAGCGUCCUGCUGAUUUGAAAGAAUCAUUCAACUGCCAGUCAGUGAGUCAAGUAUGGCCGUUGGUCGUAGUACCGGACAUGAAGAGCCGUUUUAUCGAAUUUCUCGACUCCUGCUCGGUUCUGGUGUUUAGAAUACUGGAUCUUCUUGCCGUUGGUUUGAAACUGGAGGUUGAUAGACAUUUCUUCAAGAAAUGCCACAGUCAAAUUGGCAGAAGUGACGGUAGUUCUACACUGAGGAGCCUGUUCUAUCCUCGCCUACCUAGCGAUGGAUCAAUAAAACCGGGACAAGUCCGCUGUGGUGAACAUUCCGACUAUGGCACUUUGACCUUGCUGUUUCAAGAUGACAUCGGAGGCUUACAGGUUCAGAAUACGGCUGGUGUAUACGUGGAUGCCAAGCCUUUGCCUGGCGCUGUACUCGUUAAUAUUGGAGACCUGCUGCAGAGGUGGACCAGUAACAGACUUAAAGCUACAAAACAUCGCGUUUUGAUCCCAGAAGACGAAAUGAAGAAAGGACUAAGUCGCCAGUCGAUCGCGUUCUUCAUCCAUCCUGAUGAUAACUUUGUAAUCAAAUGUCUCGAUGGUUCGCUCACAUACGAACCAACCACCAACAGGGAAUACCUUAAGCACAAAUUUGCUUUGUCUUACUGAGCUCGGAAGUUACCAAAUGUUAUUAUAUUCUGAAAUCGUACGUUACGUUGUAUAUUACAUAUUUCAGAAGUCAACAAAUGUUAUUGUAUACUGAAAUCGAACGUUACUUUAUUUUAGUGAGCUCGAAAGUUACCAAACGUUAUUGUAUACUAAAAUCGAACAUUACUUCAUAUAUUACCGAGAUUACCGAAUGUUACUGUAUUCUGAAAUCGAACGUUACUUUAUAUAUUACUGAUCUCGGAGAUUACCAAAUGUUACUGUAUAGCGUACUGGAAUCGAACGUUACUUCAUAUAUUACUGAUCUCGGAGAUUACCGAAUGUUACUGUAUACUGAAAUCGAACGUUACUUUAUAUAUUACUGAUCUCGGAAGUUACCAAUUUUUACUGUACACUGAAAUCGAACGUUACUUUAUAUAUUACUGAUAUCGGAGGUUAUCAAGUGUUAUUGGGUACUGAAAGCGAACGUUACGUUGUCUUGCUGAUCUAAGAAGUUACCAAAUGUAGUGGAAGUUUUUUUUCGUAUCUCCUAAGUUCAAGGGCCACAAUUCAUUCACAAAUCGGCAUAUCGGCAUGAAGGUCAAACUUUAUCUAUAACAGUACAUGAUAAAGGUAUACAUACAAUGUCAGCUCAUUAUUUUGAGACAUUGUGUAAACAAAAUGUCCGAAAACUAUAUGUGGGACAGACAGAUAAAGUUCUAAAUCACGGACGUAGUUUUCUGUGCCAUGACAAUUAUUGUUCCUGCUCUUUGAGCUAAGAGCGCGAAUUUAGUUUUUCUUCCGGAAAAGAACGAGGCUUCAAAACGUAUUCCGUUUAGGUUGGCACCACGUUAGUGACCAUCUUUAGUUUGACUACCAUCUAGAUAAAACUCUGGUUGUCAAAACUGGCAGGGUUGCAUGUAUCGUUUGCAGGUUCCACUUUGUUCCCAAGUUGUUUGCACUAGUAAACUACACCAAAAAAACCCCCAACGAAUCAAAGCGAGCAGUGUCAAAGCCAAUUUACGCUAAAGUAGCAAAGCUUGAGAUUUUAAACACAACCGCGUAUUUUUCACUAUUAGAGCCGUUUUUGACAAUUGAAAUCAGACAUUACUGACAUGUUAUUAUUUAGAUUAUUCAUUUUCGUCCAUCCGAAGUGUUUCUGGUCAUUCUGGUGUUUGUAGUACCACAAAAUGCUUUUUUUUUAUAUUUUAAAAACGGACGUACCUCGGAGAAGCAACGGAUAUGAAGAAGAAUUUUAGUCUAUUUUUUUUUAGGGUAUUUACUAUUUCAGUGUCACUCUGUUGUAAAUUUAUCCACAUGUGUUACAGGUUUUUAGAUUAAACAAACUUAGUGUCCAUUUCCAUAGGUUGAAACUAGGGUCUGCGACUUUAAAGUCUAAUUUACAUUAAAGGGACAGUCCUGAGUUUGCUGC
Gigantopelta aegis is the source of this 2344-nucleotide messenger RNA. Its product is annotated as 2-oxoglutarate-dependent dioxygenase htyE-like. Lineage: Eukaryota; Metazoa; Mollusca; Gastropoda; Neomphalida; Peltospiridae. The record is from RefSeq and is a predicted model, not a curated record. The transcript has 8 exons. Bases 1 to 936 code for a protein of 311 amino acids. Gene Ontology annotation, molecular function: dioxygenase activity.